CCAGCCUCCUGAUUCGCUCCCGGUCGUGACUCCCACCCACCAUCCUCUCCCAUCCCUCUUCCUCCUCCUCCUCUUCCUCCUCUCCUCUCCAUUGUCCCACCUCCCUUCUCCUGCUCCCUCCUCGCCCGCCUCCAAGAUAGAUUCCCUCAGGAGUAAAGUUGACCUGCUCAAGCUGCCCCUCGCUCUCUCCACCAAGUCCAUCUCCGAGCGCAAAAGCCAGCUGGGAGGAGUCGGCGAGCAGCGCGGAACGGGGGGAGGAGGAGGAGGCGGGGCUCGCAAGGCCCGCUCACCGCCGACCCGAGACAUGGACAACGAGUCUCAGUACUCGGGCUACUCAUACAAGUCUUCUCACUCCCGAAGUUCACGCAAACACAGGGAUCGGAGGGACCGUCACCGCUCUAAAAGCCGGGACAGCAGCAGUCGUGGAGACAAAUCGGUGACCAUCCAAACUCCUGGAGAACCUCUGCUGGACGCAGAGUCGACUCGAGGAGACGACAGGGAUGAUAACUGGGGCGAGACCACCACCGUGGUGACUGGGACCUCCGAACACAGCAUCUCUAAUGAGGACCUGACCCGCGUUACCAAAGACUUGGAGGAGUCGACUCCUCUGGAGUGCAAGCGCUUCCUGGGCCCCGCUCUGGGCGGCUGUCUGAGCUUCUUCGCUCUGGUCACGCCUUUAGCCUUCCUCAUCCUCCCUCAGGUGCUGUGGCGCGACGCCCUAGAGCCCUGUGGAACCCCCUGUGAAGGUCUCUACGUGUCUCUGGCCUUCAAGCUGCUGGUCCUCCUCAUCUCGUCCUGGGCUCUGUUCCUCCGGCCCCCUCGCGCCACCCUCCCUCGCUUCUUUGUCUUCCGCUGCCUGCUGAUGGUGCUGGUGUUUCUGUUUGUGGCGUCAUACUGGUUGUUCUAUGGCGUGCGGGUGCUGGAGCCCAGGGAGCGGGACUACAGGGGUAUUGUGGAGUACGCCGCCUCGCUGGUGGAUGCCCUGCUCUUCAUCCAGUACUUGGCUCUGGUUCUGUUGGAGGUCCGACACCUGCAGCCCGCCUUCUGCCUCAAGGUGGUCCGCAGCACUGACGGAGCCAGCAGGUUCUACAACGUGGGCCACCUCAGUAUCCAGAGGGCAGCUGUCUGGGUGUUGGACCAUUAUUACAGUGACUUCUCCGUCUAUAACCCUGCUCUGCUCAAUCUGCCCAAGUCCAUCCUGUCCAAGAAGAUGACCGGCUUCAAGGUUUACUCCCUGGAUGAAAAUACCACCAAUAACUCCACAGGCCAGUCUCGGGCCAUGAUCGCAGCUGCCGCCCGGAGGAGAGACAACUCCCACAACGAGUACUACUACGAGGAGGCUGAGAUGGACCGCCGGGUCCGCAAACGCAAGGCCAGGUUGGUGGUGGCGGUGGAGGAGGCCUUCACACACAUCAAACGUCUCCACGAAGAAGAGGCCGCCUCGUCGCCCAAACAUCCCAGGGAGGUGAUGGACCCUCGGGAGGCGGCUCAAGCCAUUUUUGCCCCCAUGGCCCGGGCCAUGCAGAAGUACCUGAGGACCACCCGACAGCAGGCCUUUCACAGCAUGGAGAGCAUCCUCACACACCUGCAGUUCUGCAUCACACACAACAUGACGCCCAAGGCGUUCCUGGAGCGGUACCUGACCCCGGGCCCCACCAUGCAGUACCAGCAGCAGAACGGCAGGGGGCGCCAGUGGACUCUGGUGAGCGAGGAGCCCGUCACCUCGUCUCUGCGUCAGGGUCUGGUGUUCAGCCUGCGGCGCCUGGACUUCUCCCUGGUCGUUACGGUGACGCCCCUCCCCUUCCUGCGACUCGGGGAGGAGUUCAUCGACCCAAAGAGCCACAAGUUUGUCAUGAGGCUGCAGUCGGAGACCUCAGUGUAAAGACCUGACCCCCCCACCCUCCCACCCCACCUGACCCCUGGGCCCCCCCUGUUGGAUCACUAAUGUAGCAGGACCUGUAGUGACCAUGUGAUCCACUCCAACCAAUCAUAUCUUCUGUCUGACACAAAAAACCCUUGAAGCACGAGUACAAAUGGCUGUUCUGUGUUCGUCACAGGUUGAACUGUGAUCACUUGGAUGAUUGUCUGGAACUAAAGAGGCCUUGACUUUAACUCUUCCUGUUACAGCUGUUAACACUCUGUUUUUCUAAAGGGGACUUCCGUCGUUUUUUUUCUGUAACCACUGGACUACAUAAGUACGCUGACUCGACACAAGAGCACCGGAGGAGGGGGAUUACAUCAGGCCUAAAGACAGACCAAUAGCAGCUCAGCUCUGCUCUACCACUGUUUGGUUCCUGUCUCUGUUUUUUUUUUUUUGUUAGACAGUGUGAUUUUUGUACUCACAGAAUGUAGCAUUGAAUUAACAUGAGGCUUCUGCGACUUUAGGCCAAACUGUGUUUGAAUGUGACUGUAAAGGAAAGUGGAAGAACAUUCCAGACUCUUUAUAUUACCUACUGUUGACGUAUGCAGCUGUCAUUCUACUCUACACUGGCCUUUUUAAAAAUCCUCCUGUAGUUUCAACUGAUCAACAGGUUGUCUGUAUCUGGAUAAAACUAGAAUGGUCCUGGAUCUGGCAGAAAACUAAAACCCAAACUGUUUCUGUGUGUUCUUACAUGCACUCAUAGGGUUUUUAGUUUGACCAAACCACUUCCACAAUUUAUCAGUUUUAGGAUCAGAUGUGAGUGUGGUUUGAAGAUAGUUUGAAGAGUUUGGCCACAAUCUGCAGAAAGGGUAUUAACUCUAACUUCCGUAGAAACACGACAUCGAUCUUUCAGGGUUAGGUUCGAACAAGGACACGACAGACGAGUGUCGGUCUGGGGUUGGAUCAUGAACUCAGCCCAGACUCAGUGCAUUCAGUCAGAAGCAACAACAAACUAUGUCCAGUCUCUUAAAAAACAGCAGCUGCACUGGUUUUAAUAUGUUUUACAGACAUGUUGAAGUGGAGUUGAAACAUGGACAGAAAAAUCCAUUUUUCACUGUUAUGGACAAUUUAGGAUUUGAAUCAUUUUCUGCCAACACGUCCAAAGACAAACCAUGUUUAUUAAAAUAUGUCAUUUUCAAUCAGAGAAACACAUUCACAAUGAAUAGAUUACAAGAAUUAAUAAGCUUUAAUUUUUUAUUUUUGUUGAGCAAGAAAUGUCUCCAAAUGAAUCCACUCAGUUUUGUAACGUAGAUGUUUUGACACUUUUCAUAAGCCAAACUUCAGUUAAUCUUCCCUGUUUUCAAGUAUUGCUGAGGAGUGUCUAUGGAACUGGAGCAGUCAUUUUCACACAACUUUUAUCUCUUAUUAGUGGUUAUUACCAUUUUUACUGUUGGCAUUUUUCUAAAGGCAGUUGGGAAUGACCUUUGCACAAAAGCUGAUGUAAACCUGACACUGUAAUAAUGGGCUGAUUCAUCUGAUCAGACAUCCUCAUAAAGGGCUACAACUGUCAGAGUAAAUGAACAUAUUACAGAGACCACACUCGUACCAGUUUAAGUGGAUACUGAGAAUAGGUUCAGCGCUGCCCCUUGUGUGACUAAGGUGUUAAAACUACUCAUCACAGUGUUAAAAACGCUCCUUCUGAGGUAGAAGUGAAGCUGUGGUGUUGUUUUACUCAAAGCUACUAGACUCCUUUGACAA
Molecule: messenger RNA, 3619 nt
Organism: Sphaeramia orbicularis (orbiculate cardinalfish)
Lineage: Eukaryota; Metazoa; Chordata; Actinopteri; Kurtiformes; Apogonidae
Product: vang-like protein 2
Exons: 7
Coding region: 305-1882 (525 amino acids)
Biological process (GO): multicellular organism development
Cellular component (GO): membrane
Source: RefSeq, a predicted model, not a curated record